AUGCAAAUAGAAUACUUUCUAGAUCUGCUAUUGUCGUUAAUUCAGUGGGCUAGCUCAUCUCAAGGUAACGCACAGAGUCCCGCCACUAUAUUGCUCAGAGAAAAUAGGUUUACUUGAUCAUUUCAAAUUCGUAUUCGAUUUAUAUAUAUAAAAAAAAGCCUUUCAAACUGCUCUGCAUGACAGGCAGGCUGUUUACUGAGUGCACAUUGACUAUGAAAAAUCUGGCGAUUACUUUCAAUUUUAGAAUCGCAUUAAUUUAUUUAUGGUUUUUUUUUUCAUUCACAGCUAUUCUUCGCUUUUUCCCCAUUAAUGGUCCUUCUGACAUAUUUAAAGUAAAUAUAGUAAAUAUUCUCAGACUUUCUCACUGUACGUUCGUCAUGCAUGCAUAUUUUCUUGGGUAAUUUGUUCUUUUGCGCUCUCCGUCAACAUGCACAGUUUUAGCUGGGUUUGAAUACAGAAGAUGACUAUAUUGAUACGCCCACUUAAAAAGCUAAAAAAAGUAAAAAAUGUCAAAAUUGAACAAAGUCUUUGAUUUGUUCGUUCUACUUUUACAGUUUUUUUAUUCAUUCAAUUCUUUCUUCUCCGUCUUCUUCUCAGUCCUCAACCAUAUUACGAUUUUAAUUUCAUUUAUUUAUAAACUGUAGCCUUUCGUUAAUACUAUUAGGAGUAUAAUUUAUUUUUUGCACGCACUGUCCCGCAUCGAAUAGCCUUGCUAGCUGCGGACAGAGCGUCUGUUAUAUAAUCUGCUUAUUAAUAAAGUUUUGUUGUUGUUGGUUUUGCCUGAUUACUUGAAACAGGUUGUGCUAUCAGCUACGCCAAAAUCGGUUGCUUCAAAGAUGACAGAACUAACCCUCGACCAGUACCUGUUCUCGUUUUUACCGAUCGUGAUAACAGUAGUAAUGUAUGGAGUGGUAAGACCAUCGACUGGAACAACUGGGAUACAUACAUAGUUGAUCUGGUUUGCAGAUGUGCAAAUAAGUCAAGGGCAAGGAACUAUUCCCACUUCAGCAUUCAGUAUUACGGUAACUGUCGAGUGAAUAUAGUAUUUUUUAUAAUUUUUAAAAUGAAAUUGUUUUCUGUUUUAUCAUUUUACUCAUUUCCUUAUAAGAGGCUAGAACAUGUACCGAGAUAUGCAGUCCUCAAAGUGUACUACAUACAUCGAUAUUUCGAAUCGACCAUAAUGCACGUUGUCUACUGUUUUGACGUCUCGUUGUGGUCGAAAGUGUUAUAAGGCCCCAUUUAAUUUAUAGUAAUACAUCUUUAAUCCUUCUCCAUCCUAUAUCCUUACCAAUAGAGACCUUUAGAUUCUAAGACAAGAGCGACUAUGAGUUAGAGAUUUAUUUUCUGAAUACUAAGUAGCUCUCGCGCCAGUACCAGCGUCACUUUGCAGCACCUCACUGAACGGCUCACACAAUUGGCUAUGAAAACAAUAGAAACGGUGACAUAACAAUGCCCCCAUCCCUGAAAACAAAAGGCAAUAUUGUUUUAGUCCGACCGCUGAAAUUAGAGGUUCAUGUGAGGUACUGGAGUACUGUCACUUUUGCAGGAAAACCUGAUAGUCGUUGUCUACUACGAGUUUUAACGAGAAUGUCGUAGUGGUGGAACCAAGUUAUCAAAUGAAUGAAUAUGUUAUUUAGAGAUUUUAUCACUUUGUGAUUGUGAGCGGGCUUAACCUCCUACAAUAAAGAUAAUAGUGCCAACUUUUCUGGUGAAGGAAAACAGGACAAUGGAGCUUUCCGGGGUGUCUAUUUUUUGAUGAUAUGCGAAAAAAAUUUCAGUGAAAUCUCGCACUCGUAGUCCUUCUCCUCUGUGAAUCUUAAUGUCUCUAAUGUUGAAUUCGGAGCAAGAUGGGUUCAAAUAAGUUAUUUCAUUGGCACAACAUUGCUGCAGAAAACUGAGGGGAUCAAAGGAUGUAAAAGAUCGUCUAGCUUUAUGAUUCCUUUUAAUAAUUACUUGCAAAAGUUUUCCAGCUCUUAGGGUCCCAAGUUCUUUUUACUACCAAUGCAAUGUAGGCCGAAACUAAUCCUCGUUCCAUCGAAUCGCCCCAUUGUAAGGUAUAUGUAAUUCAAGACAGUCUUCAGUGGAUCAUGUCUGGAUUCCACGCUGUGGAUUACGGAUUGCUGGUUAACUGGAUUCCGGAGUCCCUACCAGUAGAACUUGGAUUCCCUAUUGUUGACUAUCAAACUGAUUAUUAAGUAAUGCUGUCGUGCAUUUCUUCUUAAAGGUGAGUGUUGGUCUGGACCAGAUGCUGCCAAAACCUACGAUAGAGCUGGCCCAUCUAAAAGCUGUCUUACGAAAGGCGUCCUGCAAAAAUGUAAUGUCAGCGAUGAUGUAGAGUGUGUUGGUGAAGCAAACACUAAUUUCGUUUAUGGAAUUAGUUACACAGGUGACUGUCUUUCUUAAUUUUUUGCUACUCAAGAAGAUCAGGGGCACCCAACGACAAUUUUCGGAAAAUAUCUGUUCGGGAGACAAUUUGAGAUCUACAAUUUUCGGAACAUUUGUUGUAAAAUUUCUUGCUUGCCUGCCUCUCCUAGGAUUUUCGAACAUCUAAAAGAUGGUCUAAUUGCCUAUUUUUAACGGAUUUUUACCCUAAAAAGGUCACCUAGAAUUUUCGGGAGCCUUUUCUCUGGCUGAAUUUUCGAAAAGGUAAGUUUUGACCCCUAUAAUUUUCGGAUCACUACACUCUAAAUCAGAAAGAUCUGUUUUAGCCCUAAAAACAGGGCCGUUUCGGUGAGUAAAAUACAGUCCUAUUUUUGGGUCUAAUUUGGCUCCCUUGAAUCAGGGCCAAUACAGUCCAAUUAGCUAGGGCUGAUUUGGUCCCAGGGCUAAAAUGGGCCCUACCGUGGGCUGGAAUAGCCUUUUGAUAGAGCUUUUUUGGCCUAAAUUGUCCUCAAAUGGCUCCAAGAAGAGCUGAAUCAGACUUUGCCCUGCAGGGCUGAAUUGACACUUUGGGUUUGAAACAGAUCUUUUUAAUUUACAGUGUAGACUUUCAGCUAGGAAAUCCGAACAGAUGAAAAAUUUUUAGGGGAUAAACAUAUGCCUACAUCUACCGUUUAAAUACUAAAAUACGUUUAACAAUGCUAUGUUUAAGUGGUUUUGAACUAUAUUCUCGUUGGGUGCCCCUGAAGAUGGCCAAUUCCAACAUAGCAUUUUAUGCCUGCUUAUAUUUACCCUUUAUAUUUACUUCAUAUAUGUUUAUUAAGUAACAGCCAGAAGGAAAAUUCAGCGAGAUUCAUUUCGGUGAAACAGAUUGAUCAGAUUGAUAGACCUUUACCAAAAUAUCCGUUUCUAUCCUGGUAAAUUGUUCUCAGUGAUACGUAAUAGGAAACGUCACGAGCGUCUUGUUAUAAAUGGCACUCUAUCCAAGUAUGAUGCAAUCCGUUUCUCCUGAUCUAAUGCUUAUUCACACCAACUUAAACACGUUUCUGUUUAGGAAAACACAGUGCAAAUUUGUCUCUUUCAUCAAAGGGGCCGUAUGAUUGUUGUCAACUAGAAAUUUGGCACAAACGAAAGCAUAAGUAAAAAUUUGCUUGAAAUCUAUGUAAAAGUAAGUCCUUUAGGUUUCUUCCACUGAUUUUUUUUAUCUUGUUUAACCUGCUUUAACGAAACAUGUUUUGUCGACAUGAAAAGAGCUUAGGAUGGUAGAAAAUAUAGUUUAAAUGUGUUGAUGGGAGUUGCUCUAUACUCUGAGUCAAGUGUAUUACAGUCAAAACUCUUUAACACAGACACCAAAGGGACAGAACCAAGUGUCCGCUUUACAGAGGUGUCCGUAUUAUAGAGGUCGGGAAUGUAUGAUGUUUGGCUUUUCUGGGACCAAACGAACUGUCCGUAAGGAGAUGUUACACUGUAUUGACGUUUCAUUUCCUGCAGCGUACGUCUGUCGCACCUUGUAUUUAUUACAAAAGUUUUCUCACGUUGAUAAUGAUUUUACUUAAUUACGUUCCUUUAAUGAAAUGGGAAUUGAAAUUCAAAAAACUAAAAAAUAUUGAAGAUGCCGAAGAUCUGUAUCUUUUACUUGAGCUCACGCAGCGUGCCUGUUUUUAAGUUAUAGCCGUGAAAAGAAAACGGCGCGUCAUGAGACCCUGGUGCACUUUAUUAAUAAAGUUCUGUAAAAUAUUUCUCAGCGCCGACCACGAUCCCACCCACAACAUUGACGUCAUUAACUCAGAGGCUUUCAUCACCCACAGUAUCUCCAACUCCACCAGGUGGUUAUCUAAUACUCAUUUGCUGCUAUAAUACUGGCCAUGAUAGGCCCAAUAGUAAUUUACAUUGUGCAAAUGCGGAGUUAGCAGCUCCUGAUAGCUGGUGUUCACAAGUGCUUUAACUAUUCAAAACUGUCUUACAGGCUCAACUAUUUCUUUCCUAAUGAACUUACCGUUGCGCACUACUUUCUUUUAAAUUUCAACUCCGAACUUUAUAUAAAUACGAACCUCUAGAUCCAAAUCGCUUCUUUGAAGAGAUUAAGGGAGUACGGAUCCCCGCCCUAUCCCUGACUUUCUCCUGGACCCACCGCUGUUGUGGCCUGACAAAAAAAUGUUUACAUGUACAGUAGACGUAUUCAAUAAGGCAGUUUCUUGGUGCUGAGGAAGGGUGCGACUACCAAAUGACGUAAUACAACAAUACUUACAUCAAAACACAAAAGCGAUCCCACAAUAGUUUCUGCAACACCAAGAAAUACCCAAAUAAUUGGUUUAAAUUUACUUGCAGUCUCCACACCAUUUCCGACAGCAUCAGUUUCAACUCCAGGUGGUGAUGAUGAUGAUGAUGAUGAUGAUGAUGAUGAUGAUGAUGAUGAUGAUGAGGAUGACGGUGAUGAUGGUGAUGACAAUGAUAAUGAUAAUGAUGACGGCGGUGACAACGAAAACGACGACGACGAAGACGAUGAUGAUGGUGGUGGUGAUAAU
Molecule: messenger RNA, 4904 nt
Organism: Porites evermanni
Lineage: Eukaryota; Metazoa; Cnidaria; Anthozoa; Scleractinia; Poritidae
Source: the annotation of a GenBank genome assembly